AGGGGGCGUAGUGCGAGGGGGGUGUUCCCCGGCCUUGCCGCGGUCCUCCAGGUCAGGCUUCCAAGUCAGCGGCGCCUGGUGGCAGUCGCCGGGUGCAUCCCUUUGGGACCAGUUUUAGGUUGAAUGUGGGCAAUAUGGAGGCUGACCUGUCUGGCUUUAACAUUGAUGCGCCCCGUUGGGAUCAGCGCAUGUUCCUGGGCCGUGUGAAACACUUCUUUAACAUCACGGAUCCUCGCACCGUCUUUGCAUCAGAGCAGGAACUGGACUGGGCCAAGGCCAUGGUUGAGAAGAGCAGGAUGGGACUGGUGCCCCCUGGCACUCAGGUGGAGCAGCUGCUGUAUGCUAAGAAGCUGUAUGACUCUGCUUUCCAUCCUGAUACUGGGGAGAAGAUGAACGUCAUUGGGCGGAUGUCCUUCCAGGUCCCCGGGGGCAUGAUCAUCACAGGCUUCAUGCUGCAGUUCUACAGGACAAUGCCUGCGGUAAUCUUCUGGCAGUGGGUGAACCAGUCCUUCAAUGCCUUAGUCAACUACACCAACAGGAAUGCGGCUUCCCCCACGUCAGUCAGGCAGAUGGCUCUCUCCUACUUCACAGCUACUACCACUGCGGUGGCCACUGCAGUGGGCAUGAAUAUGUGGACCAAGAGAGCUCCACCCUUGGUGGCCCGAUGGGUGCCCUUUGCCGCUGUGGCUGCAGCUAACUGUGUCAAUAUCCCAAUGAUGCGACAGCAGGAACUCAUCCAGGGCAUCUGUGUGAAGGACAGGGACCAAAAUGAGCUUGGCCAUUCUCAGAGAGCUGCGGCUGUGGGCAUCACCCAAGUGGUUAUUUCUCGGAUUACUAUGGCCGCUCCUGGCAUGAUCUUACUACCUGUCAUCAUGGAACGGCUGGAGCCCCUGCGGCUGAUGAAGAGAGUCAGAGUGCUGCAUGCUCCGCUGCAGGUCCUGCUGUGUGGCUGCUUCCUCCUCUUCAUGGUGCCUGUGGCAUGUGGGCUCUUCCCUCAGGAAUGUGAAUUACCAGUUUCCUAUCUAGAACCAGAGCUGCAGGACACCAUCAAGGCCAAAUAUGGAGACCAAGUCCUCUCCGCCUACUUUAAUAAGGGUCUUUAAGUGCUCUUCACCUGCAGGGACCAAUCCAUCCCCGUAUGGCCCAGCCUUUUGCCGUCAGCCGUGCACACCUGUGUCCACAUUCCUCUUUGAAAGCCAGGCUGGACUGGGGGAGAGUAGGUGGGUGGGGAGAUGAUUCCUGUUUCCAUAGAAACAUCCAUUUUUUGGACUCCCAAGGAUAAAAAAUUCAGAAGGGGAAUCAAGGUGGUUGGGGAUGUAGCUCAGUUGGUAGUGUUUGCCUAGAUUCCACAAAGCCCUGGAUUUAAUCCUUAGCGCCAUGUGUUUCAGGCAUGGUUGUUCAUGCUUGCAGUCCUUGUACUGGGGAGGUGGAGGCAGGAGGAUUAGAUGUUCAAAGUCAACCUUAGGUACAUGGAGAGUUUGAGGCUAGCCUGAGUUAGAGAUAAUGUCUCAAAAAAAAAAAAUAGGGGAGGGAACAAGGACUAAGGUAUUCCGUCUGCUUUGUCCUCGGUCCCUGUCCUUUGGGACCAGAAGCUGAGGCCAUCUCAGCAUAAGCUGCUGGUGUCUGGGAGACACAGUUUGGAGUACUUAGGACACCUGUGGCUCUUUUCCAGUCAGGACUGCAGAUGUAUUGAGUCCCUCUCCUCCUUCCUCCCACUUCCUCCUUCUCAAGCAAGGGAAAUGUUUACCUGUGUGAUUCUUGAAAAGGCUUCUUAUCAUUUUAUUUUUAUUUUUAUGUGUAUGGAUGUUUUGCCUUCAUGUGUGUCUCUCUGCACGCAGCAUCCACAGAGGUCCAAAGAGGGUGUCAGAUCCUCUGGGACUGGAAUUACCACUGUGAGCCAUCACAUGGGUGCUAGAAAUCAAACCCAGAUCCUCUGGAAGAGCAUCUCUGCAGCUCCUACUGAGGAACAGAAGAGGGUCAGUCUGUCCCCUGGGGAUUGCUCUCUACUCUGCCCCAUUGUGCCCUGACUGGGAUGCCUCCAUGGGAGUGUUGCUAGACUUGAGUUUUUCAGGUGCUGAGAGCUAACUAAAACAGGACAGAAAACUGGACAAAUAGUUCCUGUCCUCAGCCCGUUAGGUCAAAAACCAGGGACUGGUGUGUACUGUUAGGAAAGGGACACUGGAGCACAAUUCAGCCAGGACCAAAGAGCCUUCAGACUGUACAGCCAAACAGCCAUUUCACCGAAGUUAUGUGAACAUCAAGUUAGCCCUCUGAUGAUGACUUUAUUCUGUCUAAAAUCAUGUCUAGACCUAUUUCUGGGACCCUUAUUCUGAGAGAAGUCUCUUUUCUCAUUGCUUUGCCUGUUUUACAAGUCCCCUCACACAUGUGCCCUACCACACAUUUUAGUGGAUGAUUUCCUGGUGGUCUCCCUUCCUGAACCCAUUAGGUUAAAUCAAAGAAAAACUGCUGAGUACUGACAGGACAGGGAGCUGUACUCGGACACCUCUGCGAGGAAACCAACCAGGACCAAGAGCCUAGAGAGAACACACAGCAAAGGGCCGCUUAGGUUCCUGUCUUGUUCCUUGAGCCCCCUGGGGACUGUAGUUUACUUGGAGUCGGUGUGUAUAUAGGGUCACUUUUGUCUGGUGAGAUUUGCUGAUUCUAUUUAAACGCUGUCAUUAUGAAUUAAAUAAAUGUUUUGAAAGAA
Molecule: messenger RNA, 2707 nt
Organism: Myodes glareolus (Bank vole)
Lineage: Eukaryota; Metazoa; Chordata; Mammalia; Rodentia; Cricetidae
Gene: Sfxn2
Product: sideroflexin 2
Biological process (GO): serine import into mitochondrion; monoatomic ion transport
Cellular component (GO): mitochondrial inner membrane
Molecular function (GO): monoatomic ion transmembrane transporter activity
Source: RefSeq, a predicted model, not a curated record